This is a messenger RNA of Astyanax mexicanus (Mexican tetra), 1570 nucleotides long. It is a transcript of the gene dub, whose product is annotated as duboraya. Bases 76 to 1185 code for a protein of 369 amino acids. The record is from RefSeq and is a predicted model, not a curated record. The transcript is spliced from 7 exons. Lineage: Eukaryota; Metazoa; Chordata; Actinopteri; Characiformes; Acestrorhamphidae.
UUGACAGGAGAGCUGGAGAGUAAAGUAAAGAGGCGAGAGUUCAGUGGGACUCUCAGAAACACGCUGGAGGGAAAGAUGGAGAAGGAGUCGGUGGUAAAACGGUCUGUGGCUGAACUGGCUGGAAAGUUCGCUUGCCAAAAAAUCCCUGUUCCUACAGGAGAUGAAGCGAACAAGCCUGUGCGGAGAAGACCUCCACGCACACUGCAGCUGCCGCUGCCUACCGGGAACGAUGCAGGCCAGGACCACGGAGAGCAGCAGAAAGGAGAGGCUGCUUCUCAUCCUCCCAGAAAGAACAGAAACUCUGCUCUUAUUGAAAAACUGCAGGCAAACCUCGUUCUCUCACCGACGGCCCUGCUGCCCUCCCCACUGAGCCCGGGGGCCGGUAAACCCCCGGUACUGCUGCCCUCUCUGUCCCCCAACUCACCCUGCAGCCCGGCCAGCCCGGCUGCAGCUCACACACCCGGGCAGGAGGAGGCACCAGCCAGCUUCGAGAAGCCUGCAGAGGGCAGUGUUCUACUAAACGUCAACAAGAGCAGAGCUAGACAUUCUAUCAAACGCCGGCCGCCGUCUCGUCGCCACAGGAAGUCUAGUGGGGAUGAUGUCGGGACUGAAGAAGAAAAACCCACCGCAGCCGUCUCUGAGAGCACGAGUCAGAGAGGUAAAGAGGAAGAGGUUUUUGAGGAGCAGAAGGUGGAGAAGAAGGAAGGUAACAGUGCUGAACCAGCAGCAGCAGCAGCAUCUUCUACCACCGAGCAACAAAAAGAGCAAAAACACAGUGAAUCACCAGAUUUAGAACAGCAGCCCCCCACAACAGAAUCAGAAGAAAAGGAGAGUAAAGAGUGUGAGAAAGAGGAGGAGGCCUCAGUGACUGCUGAGGAAAAGAAGGAGAAAGAGAAGGAGGAGAAGAAGGAGGAGAAAGAGGAGGUGAAGACACCUGACGAGCCUCAGCUAACCACCAGCACCUCAGAGUCCACAAAGCAUGAAGAUCCCCAUGAAGAACCCCAGAAGGAGCCCACAGAGGAACUUGCCACUGAGCCGCAGAGCGAGUCAGAGAGGGCACCAGAGGACAAAGAAGAACAGAAGGAGAAAAAAGAGGAAGGAGAAGAAAAACAGACAGAGGAGCAGCAGACAGAGCCUCUAAAUGACGAGACAGGAGAAAGUCCUCCACAACAGGCAGCCCACUAAAACCCACCUGCUUGGCCGUUUAAGGUGAAGAGGAUGCUGGAGUUAAUAAUGUGAAUUACAUGGCUUGAAAGCUUUAUCAGCAGUUCUGCGCUUUCUUUUUUGUUAAAUUCUUCUGUUGGAUGUACAAGUUAACCAUGAAGUGCAAAGAAAACCUUUUCUUCUUGUACAGUUUUGUUAAUAUUUUGUUUCUGUCUUUUUGCGCUGGUGGUAUAAAGUCAGAUACAGUAUUGUACAUGUGAGUAGUUUAGAUGUAAUUUCUGCUUUUUGUAUAUACCUUGCACUAACAUGACUGUAAUAAAGGGUUAACGUAUGUUAACACCCUUCUUUACUGCUUUUAAUACUACAUUUGCAGAACUAACAGCUGUAUAAAAAGACGUGUACAGAC